AUGGGGAACAUUGAGAAUCGCCAAGUGCCGACAACAUUCUCCCAGCACUUUGUAGACAUUGGACUUUCCAAUCCGCUUUGGAACUCCAUGGAAGUGGAGGGGCAGAGGAGACGGAAGAAAGGAAAGGUGUAUCCACCCAAAACGUUCCCCAUCCGCCAGCGACUGAACGGUGGUGAAAACGGCUGCCGGUUUUGCCUUGGUCACGCUUCCAGCUUCAUCCGUCUUCGGACGUAG
This is a messenger RNA of Colletotrichum tamarilloi, 234 nucleotides long. RefSeq lists its product as uncharacterized. Lineage: Eukaryota; Fungi; Ascomycota; Sordariomycetes; Glomerellales; Glomerellaceae. The transcript is spliced from 2 exons. The coding region runs from base 1 to 234 and encodes 77 amino acids. The record is from RefSeq and is a predicted model, not a curated record.